GCGGACCAGCUGGAGCGGCGCAGGAGGCAGGACGGAGAGGGGCUGUGGCGAGGCCCGGCGGUGAGGGGCCAGGUGAGGGGCCCCGAGGGGGCCCGCGUGGAGCUCUGGAUCCGCCCCCACGCCUCGGGGGCCCGCCGGGGGGGCAGCGAGUCCAGCCGUGAGUCUGAGCAGGACGGGGAGCUGAGCACUCUGAGCGCCAGCGACCUCAACAAGAGGUUUAUUCUGAGUUUCCUGCACGCCCACGGAAAGCUCUUCACUAAAGUAGGCAUGGAGUCCUUCCCGUCGGUGGCGCUCCGGGUGCUGCAGGAGUUCGGGGCGCUCCUGCAGCACAGCCCCACGGCGCUGGGACGCACACGGCUGCUGCAGCUCAUCACCAUCAACAUGUUCACCGUCCACCACACCCACAGCAGAGUGGAGGGGGAGGUGCGCUCCGUGCUGCACCAGCAGUCCACCGGUCUGGGUCUGGCCAUGUUCGCACUGCUCCUCCAGCGCUGCACCCAGCUGCUGAGAGAGACCCCCGCAGAGCCAAUCCUGAUGGAGAACGGAGAGGGGGCGGGGCAAGGCAACGAGGCCGACGGCAUGGUGAGGGUCUCUGCCUUCCCAUUGGACCUCAGAGAGCUGCUGCCCAGCAUCAAGGUCUGGUCCGAUUGGAUGUUGGGACACCCGGACGAGUGGAACCCGCCUCCGUGCAACAUCAACGGCGGCCCUGACGUGUGGCGGUGCCUGGCCGACCUGUGUAACGCCCUGGCCCGCGUGGAGCACGAGGAGGCUCCCCUGUACACGGCCGACACGGAGGAGCCGGAGGGCGACGAGGAGCUGCGCCUGCUGCUGCUGGAGGAGGACAAGCUGCUGGCUGGCUUCAUCCCCCUGCUGGCAGCCCCCCUGGAGCCCUGCUACACAGACCCCCACACCGACACGGGCAUCGCGGCGGACUGCAAGAGGGUGACGGUGCUUAAGUACUUCCUGGAGGCGCUAUGCGGACAGGAGGAGCCUCUGCUGGCCUUCAAGGGCGGGAAAUACGUCUCCAUGGCGACCGGCCCGUCCCUCAACCCCUGGACGGAGCGCGGGAAGAAGAAGGAGUCCCCGGAGAAGGGAGACGACGUCAUCGUGGAGGCGGAGUCGUCUCUGUCGACCUCGGAGGACGGAGAGGCGGAGGACGACAUCAGAGAGCUGCGGGCGCGGCGCAGCGUGCUGACCAAUAAACUGGCCGAGCAGCAGAAGAGGCGGGACAAGAUACAGGCCGUGCUGCAGACGGGCGGGCAGCUGCAGCUGGAGGUGCGGCCGUACUACCUGGUCCCGGACACCAACGGCUUCAUCGACCACCUGGACGGGCUGCGCACGCUGCUGCGCUCAGCCGCCUACGUCCUGGUGGUGCCACUGAUAGUGAUCACGGAGUUGGACGGCCUCGCCAAGGGCCAGGACGGCUUCGGCGGCGGCGGUAACUACGGCAAUGGCGCCCACGUGCGGGCGGUGCAGGAGAAGGCGCGGCAAGCCGUGGCCUUCCUGGAGCGCGGGUUUGAGGCCCGGGAGCCCGGGCUGCGGGCGCUGACCAGCCGGGGGAACCAGCUAGAAUCUAUCGCCUUCCGCAGCGAGGAUACCUCAGGACAGCAGGGCAACAACGACGACGUCAUCCUGUCCUGCUGCCUCCACUGCUGCAAAGACACCGAGGACGUCCUGCCUGAGACCCCAGGUCCGGUGCGGCUGCACCGGGAGGUGGUCCUCCUGACUGACGACCGUAACCUGCGGGUCAAAGCGCUGACCCGCAACGUCCCGGUCCGCGACAUCGCCGCCUUCCUCAGCUGGGCCAAGGUGGGCUGAGGGGCCCGCCCGGGCCCCCGGGGCCGCCGCCGUACACCGCCCACCGCUGGGACAGCGGGGGAGCAGAGGAGACGCUGGGAGGAGAGGGGAGGGAGGAGGAGAGGGGAGGAGGAGGAGCCACCUCUUGUGAAGCCCAGGAAAUCCCUGUCCUGAAACCCAGGAAGUGUUGGAACUGAUCCCGAGGGUUCAGCCAGCGCUCAGUUUAUCCAGCUGCCCUCUCUUGAUGAGCGUCUGUGAGUGUGUGUGUGUGUGUGUGUGUGUGUGUGUGUGUGUGUGUGUGUGCGUGUGCGUGUGUUUAUGGAUCUGCUGGCUCCUCCGUGCCUGACCCCACCUCCUCGGUGCGAUCGGGAGAAGAAAAAGGGGUGUGGUUUGGUUGGAGGGGGUGUGGCCUGGUCCAUAUACAGCUAGACUUUGAUUCAGAUCACUAGAAGGAGUCGAUUCAGGCUCCGGUAGAACGAGAGCACAGCAGCAAUCAGAGAGAAAGAGCAGCAAUCAGAGAGAGAGAGCAGCACUCAGAGAGAGAGAGAGCAGCACUCAGAGAGAGAGAGAGCAGCACUCAGAGAGAGAGAGCAGCACUCAGAGAGAUUAGGACCUCAAGGAGUAGUGGCUUAGAUGGUGACAUUUCACCUCAGAACUCCUGGAGACGUGAGGCUGCACACAACACAACACGACAACCACAACAACACACCACAACAACAGAACAAAACACAACAACACAACAACAGAACAGAGCAACACAACAGAACAACAACAGACCGGACGCAGGUUGUGUGGGAGAAGACCACCGACCUAAAGGAGGGUUGGUUUGAGGUGAGCGCGCCCUCCCGGCCUUUACUUCCUGGACUGACGAAGAGGAGGACCUGGUUUCCUGUGUAGACAGAAAGGCCCAACAGUCCUCGUUAAGGGAGGCUGACCUCGUUAAGGGACGCUGACCUCGUUAAGGGAGGCUGACCUCGUUAAGGGAGGCUGAGCUCGUUAAGGGAGGCUGAACUCGUUAACGGAGGCUGACCUGGUUAACGGAGGCUGACCUGGUUAACAGAGGCUGACCUCGUUAACGGAGGCUGAACUCGAUAACGGAGGCUGACCUCGUUAAGGUUGGCUGACCUCGUUAAGGGAGGCUGACCUCGUUAAGGGAGGCUGACCUCGUUAAGGGAGGCUGAUCUCGUUAAAAGAGGCUGACCUCGUAAACAGAGGCUGACCUCGUUAACGGAGGCGGACCUCGUUAACGGAGGCUGGCGUUUUGUAAUUUUUCUCCAUCAGCAGAGGGGUUUAUGUUUUAUAAUCUUGUUUGAUUCAGUUAUUUAUACCGCUCUGUAAUUCAUUGUUUAUUUGAACCUGUGUCUGUUGGUGUCAUCGUUCACAUGCUGGACCUCUUCUCGGGAUCCUACAACCUCCCUUGUUGGUUUCGGUUGGACCGCAAAAGGUUUCUAGCGGUUCUUACCGUUCUUUGAUUGGAAAGACUUUCCCUCUAGACAAGUAGUUUUAGAUCUUUAUUUAUUUGGCCGCGGGGCUGCGGAGGACGCCUUUGGGAAACAUCUCUUCCUCUGUUAGUCGUGUACAUUAGAGGGAAAAGGUUCGGCUCCCAUAGAAGUCGUUUUCAUUGACUUUUUGUUGCCCAUGUUUUGUCUUCCUUUCUCUUCAGUUCGACCCUUACCCUCAUUAAAUCGAGCAUCACCCAUCACCCCUUUCAAGAGUUAAAUUUGCUCAUUCAGUUCAAUUAGCUCAGUCAGUUCUCUAGCUUAAGAAACAAAAGUAUGUUGUACUAACUAUAGAAUCUGUAUCCUUUGUUGCGUAUCACAUUUUUGUCUGGCUUCAAAAUAAAUCUAUAUCCAGUGCAUGUUAAGAAUGAUUGAUUGCUUACCUGCAUGGUUUUAGUGGCACACCUUUUGUAGCCACUUCAGUCAGCAGACGGCCUCACCGUCAGCAGUCUGGUCCGAACCGUGUCAUCUGGUCAGUCUACUGGUACGUAUACUGGUUACUGGUUAGAUCUCUGGUUAGUAUGGCGAAGAGGAGGACCAGUUGCGUUAUCUUUGCUGCAUUUAUGGACUGCUCUUUUUUUUAAUGACAUGUUGCGCUCAAAAGUUCUCGUCCAUUUGUCAAAGGAUAAUAAAAUAAGCACAUGGAAAAUGUA
This is a messenger RNA of Gadus morhua (Atlantic cod), 3949 nucleotides long. RefSeq names its product SMG6 nonsense mediated mRNA decay factor (gene smg6). The record is from RefSeq and is a predicted model, not a curated record. Gene Ontology annotation, cellular component: telomerase holoenzyme complex. Gene Ontology annotation, biological process: nuclear-transcribed mRNA catabolic process, nonsense-mediated decay. NCBI's taxonomy places the organism in Eukaryota, Metazoa, Chordata, Actinopteri, Gadiformes, Gadidae. Gene Ontology annotation, molecular function: protein binding; telomeric repeat DNA binding; telomerase RNA binding.